CACUAAGAUAUUUGCCAAAAAAAUAAUAAUUAAAUAUCUCAAAAAUAGUUCAGGUAAGAAAAUAAUAUUCCAAAGAAAAUUAACUGGUAUCGAAUUUCUUCUUUACAGUAAGUCAAAAUUCCUUCCGCCGGCGGCCGUGAUCCCGUCGCCGGAAGGAACGCUGUUCUGUAGAUACACAAAUUUCAGACGGAAUUGCAUUUGAUAGAUUGCAAAAAAGUUUAAAGAGGAGGAGAGAAAGCAGUAAAUUGGAAUCAUGAUAACGCGAUCGAAUUUGGCGGAGCAGCUGAGAGAGUAUCAGAUUCGAUCAAAGCACGAUUGGGCUUCGGUCUCCUUCUUUUCCUCCACCUCUAAUCUCACAUCUACAGCUUCAAGGGCGGAUGUCGUCAUGUUUGUAAUAUGUGAGCUGGUUAUCUUGGCACUCCUGGUUUUCUCUGUAGUUUCAUUGUACUUCACACAUCUAAAGCUUGCAUUUAUCCUAGUAAGUACUAGCUUGCUAUUGCUUGUAUGUGUGACAAUUGCAAAACAAGUUACAGAAGCCAGGAAGAAGAAGCGAAGAAUGCUUCUUCCAUUAUCAAUUUAGAAGUGCGUGAUGGAAAAUCUUUUUUGCUAUGCCCAACCUAUAUUUUAAUGUGAAAUCUCAACCAACAAUUCUGUCUUUUCUUUUUUUCUUUUCUGAAUUCCUUUUGACACAAGUAAUUGUAGUAGAAGCAAGCUGAUUAAAUGGUGCUGAUUUUGAGAUCAUUUGACAUCAGAGCUGUCAUUUUUGUUAUAUAUUUCAUAGGUGUUUGUGAUUCUCAUGUACCUUCAUACUUAAAUCUCUAUUCAGUCUUACAUUUUAUUGUCACAAUGGAAGGCAUUUGUUCUGUCAACAUUGUUCCUAAAUCAUGAAGAAUAUUGAUCUU
Solanum pennellii is the source of this 902-nucleotide messenger RNA. RefSeq lists its product as uncharacterized. Bases 254 to 580 code for a protein of 108 amino acids. The transcript is spliced from 2 exons. Lineage: Eukaryota; Viridiplantae; Streptophyta; Magnoliopsida; Solanales; Solanaceae. The record is from RefSeq and is a predicted model, not a curated record.